CUCACGACGAGGCAUGCGGUGCGACGUCCUCGCCAUGGAGGUCGACGCCAAGAAGCUCGAGAAGCGCGCCUACAACCGCAUGAAGCAGCGCGCGUUCCGCAAGAAGAUCGAGGACGAGCUCCAAUCGCUGCACCGGACCAUCUACGCCCUCGAGCUCGAGACGGCGACGCUGCGCCGCGCCGCGACGGGCCCGUUGCCGUGGGCCGACGUCGCCGCCGCGCUGAGCAAGUCGACCGAGGCGACGCUGCACACAAACCGCGCGCUGCGCAGCGACGUGGUGCGCGCGCGGGCGCUGGCACAGACCAUGCACGGCUGGGUGCGUCGAGCGAUCCCGCAUGUCCCGCGGGAACGGUACCUGAGCAUGGCGCCAGCAACAUUACCGGCGUCCUGGGAGGCGCGCCAGCUCGGCUUCAAGUGGAUCACCGACCGCCUUUACCACCACGCCGAGCCCUUGCUCCACGAGCACGGUCUCUUCAAGAGCCAGCACGCAACGUUUGGCGAGAUCGCCGUGCAUACGACAGAGAAUGGUACGCACGAGUACUACACCAAGUACCAGCGGCUCCUUCAUGCGCCAUUGGACGCCGUCUGCGCUGCGUUCACAGUCCUCUGCACGACUGGCGACGGGGACUUUGUACUCGCAGGACGGGACGCGCUCGACACGCAUAUCACGUCGCUCAUGGACGAAGAGAUCGUCUACUCCCAAGGCAUAUGCACUCGCGAUGGCGCACCCUGGGUCGACAACAAGGUGUGGCGCACGUUCCGCACACCAACCGAGCUCGUCAUCGUCGGUCAAAGCGUCCACAACGACCCGCGCCAUGCGACUACGGCCAUGGAGCGGUUCCGCUGCAACGUGGUUGUCGUGAGCGCGGUGAAUGCGACCACGACGCUCGUCCGGCAGCUCAACAUCAACACGCACGCCUACACGCGCGACGGGUUUGUGGCGCCGGACGUGGAGGCGCGGCAGUUCAACGUGCUCGUGCCACGGACCGCGAGCGACGAGGACCAGCUCACGCAGAUCGCACAGCACAUUCGCAUCGUGCGCAACGCCAUGUUUCGCGGUGGUAUGAACGCGAGCCUCGACGCUGCCAUUGCCGCCUCUUCUGUGCGUCCCCUCUCUAGUCACGAGCCGCCCUUAUAAUAUCUAUGGAGUAAUAUGUACUUGUCGUUGUUUGGUGUU
Molecule: messenger RNA, 1177 nt
Organism: Saprolegnia diclina VS20
Lineage: Eukaryota; Oomycota; Saprolegniomycetes; Saprolegniales; Saprolegniaceae
Exons: 4
Coding region: 14-1138 (374 amino acids)
Source: RefSeq, a predicted model, not a curated record